Molecule: messenger RNA, 2148 nt
Organism: Capsaspora owczarzaki ATCC 30864
Lineage: Eukaryota; Filasterea; Ministeriida; Capsasporidae
Product: protein phosphatase-2A subunit-alpha
Exons: 4
Coding region: 52-1380 (442 amino acids)
Biological process (GO): peptidyl-serine dephosphorylation
Cellular component (GO): cytosol; protein phosphatase type 2A complex
Molecular function (GO): protein phosphatase regulator activity; protein binding
Source: RefSeq, a predicted model, not a curated record
GUUCGAUCCUCUUUUUUUUUUUUCCACACGAUUUCCCCAGUUUUGUGAAUCAUGGCGAUGGCCGACGAGCGUGAAUGGCGCUUCCUGCAGGCGUUCGGCGACAAGGGCAACGUUGAGGAGCUCGCUGAAGUCGAUAUCAUCUCCACGGUGGAGUUCUCACACGAUGGCGAGUUCCUUGCCACCGGCGACAAGGGCGGCCGCAUUGUGCUCUUUGAGAAGCACGAAGAUCGUGCUCGCGGCGUGCCGGAAUUCAAGUUCUACACCGAGUUCCAAAGCCACGAGCCAGAGUUUGACUAUCUCAAGUCACUCGAGAUUGAGGAAAAGAUUAACAAGAUCAAGUGGUUGCCACGACAGAACGCUGCGCACAUGCUGCUAUCGACCAACGACAAGACAAUCAAGCUGUGGAAGGUGUACGAAAAGGACAUCCAGUCCGUGUUCGACACCAACUUUGACAGCACGCCGCAAGAGAAGCGCGACCCGACGUCCAUCACCAGCUUGCGCGUCCCAAAGAUCCAGCGCGUGGAGACGGCAGUGGCUGCGGUACCACGGCGUGUGUAUGCGAACGCGCACGCGUAUCACAUCAACUCUGUCUCGAUCAACAGCGACCACGAGACCUUCCUCUCGGCAGACGAUUUGCGAAUCAACUUGUGGAACCUCUCGAUCAGCGACCAAAGUUUCAACAUGGUGGACAUCAAGCCCGCCAAUAUGGAGGAGCUGACUGAGGUCAUCACUGCAGCAGAGUUCCACCCCAGACACUGCAGCCAAUUCAUGUACUCGAGCAGCAAGGGCACGAUCAAGCUGUGCGACCAGCGCGUGUCGGCAUUGUGCGACCAGCACGCCAAGUUGUUCGAGGAGGAGGAAGAUCCCGCUAACAAGUCCUUCUUCUCUGAGAUUAUCAGCUCAAUUUCGGACGUGCGCUUCUCGAACGAGGGCCGCUACAUUGUCUCGCGAGACUACUUGACAAUCAAGAUUUGGGACGUCAACAUGGAAUCGCGCCCUGUGCAGACCUUCCACAUCCACGAGUAUCUCCGAAGCAAGCUGUGCGACCUGUACGAGAACGACUGCAUCUUUGACAAGUUUGAGUGCUCCUGGAGUGGAGACGACCAGAACAUUAUCACUGGCUCGUACCACAACAUGUUCCACAUCUUUGACGCGGCUGGCACGACCGACAUUUGCCUCGAGGCCACCAAGACCGAGAAGAAGCCCAUCAAGAUCAACACGUCCAAGAAGCAGGCAGGAGGCAAGAAGAAGGCCAAGGACGAAAUCAACCCCGAAAGCAUUGACUUCAACCGAAAAAUUCUGCACACCGCUUGGCACCCUCGCCAAAAUCUUGUCGCUGUUGCCGCCACCAACAAUCUCUUCCUGUAUGCUCAGUAUUAAGGACCUCCCAAGAGAGACGAACAAUCGAGCGAGGAUUGUUCGACUCUUUUGCUUUUUUCUUUUUUUUUUCUCCACCUUUUUCUCCCCCAUCUUUUCAAUCCUUGGCGGUCGAGUUCCAGCUGUACGCGUUUUGCAUCCCGUGUUCUGGGUCGUUUCCCUAGCGUCAAACAGCCUUGUACAAUUUCGCCUCUGGCCGCUUUGAUUUUUCUUGUGCUUUCUCCUGUUUCCCCCGCCUCCUUUCCCCCGUCCCCCUUUUUUUGUCAUUCUCCCUGUUUUGUGCUUUUGGUUUGUUACGCGCUCCACGGAUCCGUUGCAAGCUCGUUGUACGCGGACAUGAGCGCAAGCACCAAAGUACCCCGAAUUGUUAUUCAUCCUGCAGAGUCAAGCUCCUGAGCCAACCGUGUUAUUGCCCACCCCACCCCACCUGCUUUUCCCAUUUUUUCUUCCGCUCAGCAGCGCCAAUUGACUUUUUGCGUGCUGUUUUGUGAUGCCCCCCUCCCCUGGUCUUCCGCUUGUUUGGUUGUGUCCUGCUGUUUCGUUGAUGGCUACUUCUCAUCUUGUCUUCUCCCUCUCUCUCUCUCUUCUCUCUUUAUCUUUCUAUCUUUCUCUCCAACGCUUGUAUUUCGAUUUGUCUCUGUUGUGAGUCGCCAUCUCGUCUGUUUUGUUCCAGUCCAUCGUUGACGGUCGUGUCACUGCGUUUUCCAUCCUUUUGUUUUUGCAUGCUUGAUGACACACAAAUGUAACUCUUCUCAACACUCCAUUGACGCG